Molecule: messenger RNA, 2096 nt
Organism: Periconia digitata
Lineage: Eukaryota; Fungi; Ascomycota; Dothideomycetes; Pleosporales; Periconiaceae
Source: the annotation of a GenBank genome assembly
UUGUUCGUUCAGCUUGGGGUGCAGGCGAAGCUGAGUUAUUCGCGAGGCCCCCGGUUCUCCAAAAGAGCUGCAAGCCGCAAGGAUCGUUGGGGGUGUUCGACGCAUCAGGCUGGGGCGUCGCAGAGCCUCGAGUCCGAGGCUGUUAUAUUAAGCGCAUCCCGCCUAAAAAUUCAGAUACUGCAUGCUGCAGCCUUGCCGAAAAUUUUGACACCCUUAAUCCAGAUGGACGUCAAUAUCGACUUCUUGAAAUGCUUUAGGAACAGUGCAGUGAAUCGUGAAGCAGUCUGGAAUAUCUGGGAAAAAUCAAUCAAAUUUCGCCAGGUACCGUGGUACAGCUCCAUCGAGAGAGCGAUAGCUGCGUAUUAUGAAGAUUUUGACAGCAACAAACGGGAUCCAGGACCGGAGCUUUGCACACUCUUGAAGGAAUGCCCAUCGGUCAGCAACACACCCGAUAAGCGAUGGCUUCUUUUCAGCACAGCGCUGGAUGCUGAGCGGGAGGACUGGCGCGAAAAUCAGAUUACCAACUAUCCACCAUUCAUUACAUGCAAAGCCCUAAGCGAUGCUUUCCCAGGAGAGCCUUUUCGACCUUUACGAAACCAGUCUAUGUUUGACAAAGCUGCAACAACCGGAGCUACGCCUCUGGUACAACACUUGCUUGGAAUCGUUGUCGAUAUCUUAGCCCAUUUAGGCCCGAAGGAUACAGAAAGAAACAAACUUGACGUUGAAAUGGGUGUAGCCCUACAACAUGCAACGGAUUCCCUACGGAUUGAGGCCAUGGAAGCCAUCCUCGAGAAAUUUCACAGUCUAGCCACCGACCAACGCAUCAGACAUAUGGUCAGGCUGAAUGCUGCCAGAGACCAAAGAAGUCCGUACCUGACUGAACUUGACACUGCUCUAGUAGCCAACGGAGAUAUCAACCGGCCACCUCCCCGUACUGAUUCCGAGAUCGAAAAACGAAGAACAGAUAAGGAUACUUUGAAGGCGUUCGACACAUUGUUAAGAACAAACCCGCAACUAGCCAGCGAGAGCACAUACGAGCAAGCAAUUAGACCGGGAUCAUCGCUCAUUUUCGAACAUCUCGUCGUCUCUUAUAUCGAUGACACCGAGGAGAAACUGCCUAAUUCCCGAAAUCUACGAGGUUACUUAAGAAACGUAGAAUCCGCCCAAUAUCUACUUGAACAUGGGAAUCAGCUCAUGUGGGAUAUAUAUUGCCAAAAGGUUCUUGGGGAUCAAAAAGGCUGGAUAGUUGAUGAUGAUGAUAGUGACGCUGGCCUACUUCUACGGAGUGCCGUUCGACAUGGGAAAGUUUACGCUGUAAGAUGGAUUCUCAAACAAUGCCCCAUACUAGCGGUACUACAAGUCAAGGAUGAAUAUCCAUUGCAAGCACUACCAAUCGACAAAGACGACGGGACGUGUAGGGAAAUCCGUAACCUUCUUCUCCCGACAAUGUUGCGCAUGGGGAAAAUGUACAUAAUUCGCAAGAUAUUGGACCUUUCCAAUGUCCACGUGAACGAGAUAACUCUACCUUUGUCACAGUUCAAUGCUCAGCAAUUCAACUUUCUGGAUUUCAUAUCCGGUCUCACCGGACGUGGGGAAGGCGGGACUACGGAAACAUCACGGCUUCAGUGUCUGAGGUUUGAACGGGUUCUUAAAUCAGUCGAUUUCCCAGACCUUAAUGGUCAGCUCGGAUCGAGUGUCGUGGAUGAUGUCCGAAAAGAUCAUCGAGAGGUUGAAGAUGUUCUUCAUUGGCUUUCCAACGAGAAGGGCGUUGAGGAAAUCAUUAACCUGAAAGUGCCUGAUCGCCUACAUUCUCCGCAUAAAGACUACAUGGUCAGGCAUUUCGUACAAAAGUAUAAGGUCGAGACGCUGGACUGGAGGAAGCUGGAUUUAUAUCUGGUUGACUACGACGAGGAUUGGAAACCUCUUCCACACCGCUGGGCUGCGUCUCUUCAAAAACUCACGCUUUAUUCCAGCGGAAAUACAGCUGUUCAUGAUCAUUGGAUGUCACAUCUGAGGCUGCUCAAGAAUCUACGGCAGGUCGAUAUUUACGUAGUUGAGGAAAGUGAUUUAGUUUCACUGAACGAAGCUUGAGCUAA